AUGAACAACUCUCCCUUGGAGAACCAUAGAAAGGAUCAGCUCGAUCCUUCCGCGCCAGGCAAAGUGGCCGCGCGAAAGAAAAUCCGACCCACUUAUUCAUGCUUAAAUUGCCAUAAACGCAAAGUUAAGUGCGACCGAGUCAAGCCAUGUGGUGCUUGCUGUUUACGGGGAACUCCCUCGGAGUGUGAUUAUGGCACCAGCAAGCGAGAUCGCCAGUAUAUCCAACAGGCCACCCUCAUCGACAAUCUGCUACGCUCGUGUGAAAGUCUCAAACAGCAACUAGCUGAGGCACGUCAGCUAGCCAACAUACCUGCCACGAAGACCGAGGAGGAGCCUCCAGCGAGUAGGAAAUCACUUCUCACAUUGGAAGAGUCGACCGAUCGGGACAAUGGAGAUUCGCUCGAGGAGCCGGAUCUCGCUGUGGGAGACGCCGAGCAUCCAUACUUCAUCUCUUCCACUGCUAUGGUACUUAGCGAAGGUUCUGAACGCAGCAGAUGUCGACAAUGUCACGGGUUAUCUCCGAUUCUGAAAGAAAAGCGUAUCCUGACUGACCCGAUGGCAGCUGGUGUGGCACUGGAGUUCUUCGUCGAACGUUUGAUCGACAACUUCAGUCCGGCCAAUGUCAGCGGCACCAUUGCACUACGUGAGGCCAAGGAGAUGCGAAUUCUUUCACCGAUCCUCUAUAAGGCAUUCGAGGCAGCGUCACUAACCUUUGCCGGCCGACAAUACCAAAACAAAGCUCUCGAAGUAGCAGGCCAUUCUAAAUAUAUCAACGUACUUCAUCUCCUACAGACUGCGCUGCAUGACCCUCAGGGUAACCAGUCUACCGAGAUCUUAUUGGUAGUAUUGUUGUCUACCAUUAUCGAGGCUUUCAAACAGACAUCUGUAACGUCCAUUCUUCGACACCAACUGGGCGGCUUAGCGCUCCUGCGGGCACGCACCCCCUAUCGCCACCGGCAUGGAGUCGAGAGAUCUUUGUUUGUCGAUCUCCGACUUUACUGGGUAACUGCUGCGCUGGUACAUCGCAAACCGACCUUUCUCUCGUCGAAGGAAUGGCUCACUGUUCCGUGGUCCUGCGAUGGACCUCCGAAAGAUAUCCUCCAACGGCUCCUAGACGUUGCAGUUCAUAUCCCGGGCUAUCUCGCACAAAUCGAUGAGUUUCAGGUGGCAUUAAGGGAGUCGGCAAUCCCACCAUCUGAGUUAGUCACCAUGCAGUCCGCCAUCUGGGUCCGCGCCCUGGAAUUGCAGAGCAUGCUCCACACUUGGAAGUGUACCUACGCCGACACGUAUGAAGGAGGCGGACCAAGCGAGGAUUCCAGCCUCGAUACCAGCAGUGACGAUCUGAGAGAUGAGGGCGCCAGCAGCGGCGGGGUCUUUCCCGUCUUCUUGUGUCGCGACCCCAGCACAAUGCAAAUCGCCGCAGCCACGAACUUGGUGUAUCCGGAUCUCUUACUCGCCACCUCGAUGUGCUACUACUGGGCGCUGAACCUCGUGAUCUCCGCCACCGACACCGGGCUGGUCAGCGUCCUCGGCCUGCAGGAACGCUACCAGUACGCCUGCAACAUCUGCCGUAGCAUGAAGUACUACACCCAGAUGGUUCCGGGCUGCCUAGUCUCGCGGAUCAUGUUCGUGCUCCGCACCGCGUUCGACAGCUUCCCCGAUGGCAUGGUGGAGAAGGAGUCCAUGUCGGAGUUGUUCGCGUAUAUUGGCCGUCGCUUUGCAUUUCCCGUCUUCUCGAAUCAAUGUACCUCGUUCUCGGUAAGGGCAGAAUGUGAAUGA
Messenger RNA from Aspergillus homomorphus CBS 101889, 1779 nucleotides. RefSeq names its product Zn(II)2Cys6 transcription factor domain-containing protein. The record is from RefSeq and is a predicted model, not a curated record. Gene Ontology annotation, molecular function: zinc ion binding; DNA-binding transcription factor activity, RNA polymerase II-specific. Lineage: Eukaryota; Fungi; Ascomycota; Eurotiomycetes; Eurotiales; Aspergillaceae. The coding region runs from base 1 to 1779 and encodes 592 amino acids. Gene Ontology annotation, biological process: regulation of DNA-templated transcription. The transcript has 5 exons.